Molecule: messenger RNA, 1678 nt
Organism: Leptinotarsa decemlineata (Colorado potato beetle)
Lineage: Eukaryota; Metazoa; Arthropoda; Insecta; Coleoptera; Chrysomelidae
Source: RefSeq, a predicted model, not a curated record
UUAGUUUUGAAUCUACUCCAAGACGAUACAGAAGUGAAAGACAUUUGGUAGACGAAAAAAAAUACUAAUUUCGACUUGUUUUCUAGCCAAAUUCGUGGGUGAGACUGAAAAGUGAGACGAACUGCUUGAAGUCGGUGCCAAUUUAAAAAUUUGAAAUUAUUCAAAUAUGUGCCGGCACGGCAGAAAUUUUUUCAUCUGCAAUAUUCUUGCCCUUCUGUUGGCUGCCCCUUGUUUGUCAAAACCAAUCAAACAAUCUAACAGUGAAGUGGAAACAUCCCUGGAAAAAUUUCUCAACGUUUACUACAACUCUUUUGAGAAUAAACAGAAAACUUCGAAAGUACCUGAGGAAGGUAGCUAUUAUGACGUCAUGCAGGGAGAUCAACCACCGGUGGAGAACACCAUCAGCCAAAUGGGGCCGCUUUCCAACAACAACUUUUCUAACGAUACGAUGUCUGAAGCUGAAUAUUAUGCAGCUUUGAGAAACAGAGAGCGUCAAAUUGAGCGAGAAGAAAGAUCUAGAGAAAAUAGGUUAAGAGUAGUGAAAGAAACUAUUUUGCAAUAUCUAGGAAGGAACAUGUCUUUAGCACCAAUUCCUGCAAAUAUUUCCAUAGCUCCGUUCAACGUUUCCGAAAUUGUGCCUACAUUUUUUGACGCAUCAGUAAUAUCCAGUGAUGAUCAAGUUAGUGAGAAAAUAAGAAGUUUUUAUCCUUCGUGUGAUGUUCCUCCUAACGCAGACCAAGAACUAUGGCGAGACGAUGACGUCAUGAAUUUGUUUUUUACUUUCGACCAUGUUCCAGAUAAUCGAAAUACGAAUAUUGCCACUGCCAUUUUGAGAUUAUAUAGGAUACCUGUCAACAAUUCUAAUGCAAAUUCAAGAUUGGAUAAUUGUGAUACUCCAGCUGAUGAUGAAAAGUUGCUCAGAGUUUCUGUAUAUCGAUAUACAAAACCUUUGAAGAGGAGAAGAGUAAAACGACUCUUAUCUGAUAGCAAAGUCAUUCCUGUGAGUGCCAAAUGGGUAGAGCUGAACGUAAAACCAGCUACCAGUGCUUGGACCAAAGGAAAAAACGCUGGUUUAGGAAUUUUGGUAGAAGAUCAAGAAGGAAAUAGGCUGCGAGCAGACAAAUUCUUCAAAGGAGCAACAUGCACGGUUGGAGUGUCAACUCCAAAACCCAUCCCAACAGUCAUUAUUGACGCUGCAAGGAAAUCAAAUGAACUGGAUAGAAUAUUUGGAAGAAACUCAACGACAGCCGUACAUAGUGAUAUAUAUCUGUUACCCACAAUAGACAUUUGCAUUAUGGAAUUUCCCGAAAAUUAUACCCAGUUGGAUCCUUUCAUGAACUGGCAAGGCAGCGCUUGUAAUUUAAAGAAGAUAUACGAACGCAACCAGAAGAUUGCAGAAAAAGAGAGAUUCGAACGACAUUCCUCAUUGGAGGGUUUUACAAUUCCUUCUCUAAGACACAUCAGACACCAAAGGCAACAUCGUAUCAAUAAAAUGAACGAGGAAGGGUUAAAUAGAGAAUUUGAUCCUAGAUCUCGUAUUGUGGGCUCGAAAUUGAUAUUCAGGAAUGACGAAGUACAAAAUAUAACCAACAGUAAUUUCAAUUUUUCAGUGAUCAAUCGAUAAUUCAUAUGGUAUCUAAAAAUUGUAAAUAUAAAAAAAACAUAAAAGACUGUUCCA